Molecule: messenger RNA, 1026 nt
Organism: Epithele typhae
Lineage: Eukaryota; Fungi; Basidiomycota; Agaricomycetes; Polyporales; Epitheliaceae
Exons: 7
Coding region: 1-1026 (341 amino acids)
Source: RefSeq, a predicted model, not a curated record
AUGCCUGUGUCCCAUCCACAGUACAACUACCCGCCCAUGCACAACUCCCCAGAAUCGGUACAGCCACAAGUUUAUCGGCCAUCCGUGUAUCCAGCCUAUACCCCCAAUGGGGUCGACUAUUCUGUCAGUGAUCUCCCAUCCAGGGGCGUCGCCCGCACUCCGAGCCCGACCCCCAGCGAAGCUCGCGCUCUCUCGGGAAAGACCCGAAUGUGCAACCUCAGGGCACUCCUCCAUCCCCGCACGUUCAAGCGCAUCAACCGCCAAAACAUCGUGCCCGUCAUUGCCGGAUUCACGGUCGCAGCUGCGUUGAUCGUAAUGCUGGCGCUGCACUCUCGCAUCGAGGACGCACUGGAGCCGGCGGCUCGGCAGCUGCGCAACAUGCCCGCAGGAUGGCUCAUUCCCAUCGCCAUACUCAUCGUCUUGUCCAUUCCCCCACUCUUCGGCCACGAAAUUAUCGCGUUUCUCGUCGGCGACGUCUGGGGCGUUGGGAUCGGCUUCGGUAUCGUCGCCGCGGGCACGAUCCUCGGAGAACUGCUCACCUUCUUCAUCUUCAAGUACUCGUGCACAAAGCGCGGGCGCAAGCUCGAGGAGACGCAGCUCAAGUUCGCGCUCUACUCCGGCGUCGUGCGCGGGGGCGGCAUAAUAGUCCCCAUCGUCAUGCGCUACAGCGCGAUUCCCGGGCACAUGACCACGGCCGUGUUCGCGAUGUGCGGGAUGCGCCUCUGGGUCUUCCUGCUCGCCGCAACUCUCUCUCUCCCCAAACAGCUCGCGCUGGUCUUCAUCGGCGACGACCGCUCCGGCAGGAUCGUGAAGAUCGUCGUGAUCGUCGUGAUUGUCCUUGUCACCAUCGGCGCGAUGCGCUACAUCGGUGCGAGGGUGGACGCGAUCAAGCAAGAGGUGAUCUACGCCCGUCGGAAGGCGAGUUAUGACGCGUACAGACAGGCGAAGCAGCUCGAGGUGGACGCGGAUGAGGUCAACGCGCCGAAGCUGAGCGACGCAUCUGUUUCCCCAGCCCCAGCCCAGUAG